AUGAAAAACCUUGACGCAAAUAAAUGUAUUAAACUUAUUAACGGUUUGAAGCAAAAGAAAAACUAUCCUUAUUUCAAUUUACAAUGUUUAAAAAAUAUAAGUAAUGAAAAGGAGAGGAUACAUGAUAACGUUUUAAGAUUUAUUCCUAAGAAUUGUAGGAAAAUAUUAAACACAGAUACUAAAAGUACUUAUGAAAAUACAUUAGAUGAAUUAAUUCAAAAUAAUAAGAAUAAUAAGAAUUAUAAUAUUAAUUAUAAAGUUAUUGAUCAUAAUAAGCCUAAUGAGGAAUCUAAUAUAAAAAAAAAAAAAAAUUUAUUAAUACAUAAUAAAAAUGUAGAUAUUUCUGAUAUAAAUGUACUACCAAAAGAUAAGGAGCAUGAUUUAGUAAUACAUAUAAAAUAUGAACCUAAUGAUAAUAAAAAAGGAGGAAAAAAAGAAAGUCAAGAAAUAUUAUAUGAUAAUGAUGAAGAGAAUUAUGUUAAUGAGGGCAAGAAUAAAUUAUAUAUUAUGAAUAAUUAUCAUAACAAUGAAACAGUAUAUAAUAAUAAGGAGUAUAUUUCUUAUAAUAUGAAUCAAUAUAAAGAUGGAAAAAGAGAAGAUGACAACAAUGAUAGUAACAAUAAUAAUAAUAAUAGUAACAAUAAUAAUAAUAAUAGUAACCAUAUUAAUAAUAAUAAUAAUAAUAAUAAUAAUAAUAAUAGUAAUAAUAAUUUUAAUCUAAAUGUAGAUAAACAAAAGGAAUAUACCAUGUUUUUAAACAAAGACGAUAUAUCAAAUAAAGAUCAAAAACAACAUAACAAUAAUAUUAAUAAUAUAAAUAAUAUUAAUAAUAUCAAUGAAAAAUGUGAUAAUAAUAUAGAUGCACAAAAUAUAGAUAAGGAUGAUAUACUAAGUGAUAACUAUUCAUCAGACAAAAAAAAAAACCAGAACAUCGAAAAGUUUGCUAAGGUUAAAAUAACCAAAGAAAAUAUUAUAAAUAUGAACGAUAUAAAAGAAGAUGUUAAGAAAGUUAAAAAAGUUAUGGUCCAUAAAAAGGAAACAAACCAAUAUAAUAUGAAAGAUGAACAAAAUAAAAAUGUAUAUGAUAUUAAUGUAGAUAUAAAAAAUGAAGAAAAUCAAAAUAUAUAUGAUAUGGAUGUAGAUAUAUCAAAGGUUGAUUCUAAUGUUUUUAAAAAUGAUAAUAUAGGAAAGAAAAAUUAUUUUAGCAGUGGUGGUAUGCAAAGUGGUAAUGUUUUAAAAGAAGAAAUAAAGUCAGAUGAAAAUAAAAUUAAUUUUCAAAUGAAGAGUGGUAAAAGUAAUAAGAAAUGUUUAUAUCCUCAUGAGAUUGUUGAAUACUUAAAUAAAUAUAUUAUUGGUCAAAGUGAAGCUAAAAAAGUUGUUGCUAAUGCAUUACGACAAAGAUGGAGAAGAAUACAAGUUAGUGAUGAUAUGAAAAAGGAUAUUAUUCCAAAAAAUAUUUUAAUGAUAGGACCAACAGGGGUAGGCAAAACUGAAAUAGCUAGACGUAUAUCUAUGUUUGUUGAUGCUCCAUUUAUUAAAGUGGAAGCAACGAAAUUUACUGAGGUUGGAUUUCAUGGUAAAGAUGUAGAUCAAAUUAUUAAAGAUCUAGUUGAAGUAGCUGUAAAAAGACAAAAAACAAAAUUUGAGAUUGAAAUUAGAGAACAGGCUGAAGAGACUGUUGAAAAUAUUAUUCUUUAUUCAUUAUUAGGUAAUAUAAAAGAAGAAGAAAAAAAUAUAUGGAGGAAAUAUUUAAAAGAUGGAUCAUUAGAUGAUAAAGUAAUAAGUAUAGAUAUUCCUAAUUAUAUUAAUAACAAUAUUUUUUCAAAUGAUUCUGUUGAAAAUGCUGUAAAAGAGGCUUUAAGUAAUCAUCAGAAUAUAAAGAGUGUAAAAAUAAUACAUCAAAAUAUAAAUAAACAAAGUGAUAAAAAAACUAUGACAAUAAGAGAAGCAAGACAAAAAUUAUUACAAUUAGAAAUUGAUUCUUCUAUGAAUCAAGAGACUAUAUUAAAAACAGCAAUAAGUUCUGUGGAAGAAGAAGGUAUUGUAUUUAUAGAUGAAAUUGAUAAAAUUUGUUCAAAGUCUAAUUCUUCAUAUAAUGGACCAGAUGCAAGUGCUGAAGGUGUGCAAAGAGAUCUAUUACCAUUAAUAGAAGGAUGUGUUAUAAAUACUAAAUAUGGAAAUAUAAAUACAAAUUAUAUUUUAUUUAUAGCUUCAGGUGCAUUUCAAAGAGUUAAACCAAAUGAUAUGUUAAAUGAAUUACAAGGAAGAUUACCUGUACAUGUAACUUUAUCUAGUUUAACUAUCAAAGAUUUUAUAGAUAUAUUGACAAAAACACAUAAUAACUUAUUACAACAAAAUAUAGCUCUACUAAAAACUGAAGGUAUAGAUCUCAAAUUUACUGAUGAUGCAAUAGAAACAAUAGCAAAUGCAGCACAUGAUAUGAAUUUCUAUGUUGAAAAUAUAGGUGUCAGAAGAUUACAUACAAUCAUUGAAAAAAUUAUGGAAGAUAUUAAUUAUGAUGUAUACAAUUAUGUAAACCAAUCUAUUGUAAUUGAUAAAGAGAAAGUCAACAAAUCUCUCGAAGGAUUUAUUAAACAAUAUGACUUAAAAAAAUAUAUCAUAUAA
Molecule: messenger RNA, 2625 nt
Organism: Plasmodium gaboni
Lineage: Eukaryota; Apicomplexa; Aconoidasida; Haemosporida; Plasmodiidae
Product: ATP-dependent protease ATPase subunit ClpY
Exons: 1
Coding region: 1-2625 (874 amino acids)
Cellular component (GO): HslUV protease complex
Molecular function (GO): ATP binding; peptidase activity; ATP hydrolysis activity
Source: RefSeq, a predicted model, not a curated record